Molecule: messenger RNA, 5084 nt
Organism: Centruroides sculpturatus (bark scorpion)
Lineage: Eukaryota; Metazoa; Arthropoda; Arachnida; Scorpiones; Buthidae
Exons: 3
Coding region: 302-2770 (822 amino acids)
Biological process (GO): positive regulation of actin filament bundle assembly
Cellular component (GO): actin cytoskeleton; Z disc; nucleus
Molecular function (GO): actin binding
Source: RefSeq, a predicted model, not a curated record
AAAGUUUUCGUGGUGGAGCUUGUGUGUUUAUGUACUUGCGGACGUAGUCGCCGAAGCAAACAGUUAAGAUUAUUGCCCAUCUUUCCUUUCGUUUUCCUUUGUUUAAAACAUGCUUUAUUUGAUAAAAACGAGAGUGUGGUUGCCAUCCAAGAUGGAGUCUCGACCACUCCCGUCCACUUGUUGAAGGACAAGAUGCCGGCACCGGGCCGUCCUAAGAUGGUUUACCACUUCAUUAGGCCUGGCGGGAGCAUUAAACAGGAGUUACUGGCCAGGCAGAGGUAAGAGAUCAGAAUGCGUAGAGAUGAACUCGAUGCUUAAUUUCGUGUAUGUAAGGAUAAUGUAUAAGGAAUAUUAUUUGACUUAUUCAUCAAAUAAACUAUCCGAAAGCAACACAUCCAAUACGGAGGUAAUAAAAAAAGAAGCCACGAGUGGUAAUAUUUUGUGGCAAAAAGCCUCGGCUCUUCGUCAGUCUCUGCGGAGUUCGAAAAAAACACGUCAGGAUGCACCACAUCACGUUCGUUCAUAUAGCGAUUACGGCGACGGCCGACUGACGGAUGCCAAUAGAUCUCUGAUGUAUUAUCCAGACCACGUGCCAUUGCAAGACCUACGCCGAAACCAAAAGUCGCAAAGGAAAUUGACCAGAGACUCCGGCUACGAAACCAGCAGCGGCCAAACCGAACCCGAUUAUGUAAAUAGCGAUUGGCUCUCCAACCAUGUAACCAAUAACUAUUAUCCUUUAGAAAAGAAAUAUCACCGAAAAGAAAAUCGUUACGUAAGCCGAAGCCAAAGUUAUGGUCGUGAUUCGUAUAAAAUCAGGCCUUGUAAUGUGAGAUCGCCUUUUCCGGAUUUUCCGUAUCAUCCGUUUUCACAUUAUAGUAGUACCGAAUCGUUAACCAGCUGUUGGUCCAAUUGCACAACUUUAGAAGAAGAUCAACUCGUAUAUCCUGCUCGUUCGGUUCCUGACCUCGAUCAAGUCGGAGACAUGGUGACAAGAAAAUUCAAAAAGGGUUCGGUUUACGAAACGCUGGCCACCAAGAGCGGGCUAGAUUUUGCUCCAGUAAUUCAAGGUCGGCCAUACUGGGAAAGAAGAGAGCAGCACACCGAGGAGUUUGCCCAUAACCGAAAGUUAAUAAAUAACAAAUGUGACGUAAACAUACGGCACGAGACGGAAAAAAUAACAAAGAAAGUGUCUUCCGGUAUCCAUUGUAAGUAUCAGAAAGACGAAGAAAAGCAAAUAUCACCUCCACCUCCACCAGUUCGAAAUUCAUCCAGUCUCAAGUACAUCCGACACCAACCCCAAACGCACGAAAAGUAUCCGUCUUGGCCAGCUGUUCCCACAUCCGAGUCGGAUUCUUCCAAUUCCGCAUUAUCGUCUUCAAAAUCAUCUCCAGCUGCUACGAGUCACCGUUCUAAUUCUUGGACGGAACAAACUAAUUAUCCCAAGGAAAGGAUAGCUUACUGUCGACCUAAAAAAUGUUAUAAGAUAUCUCCAAAUCAAUUACAGCCCGUAUUGGAAAGAUCGGUUCUGGAAAACGGCAAUCGACAACAAAAACACGAAGUAGGUAAUUUAGAAAAUUCCCUGAAAGAGGCUCUACACUCUGAUCCCAUAGAUUUGGAUAGCUUAUGUAGAUCAUAUUACCCACGCCAGACAUUAACUGUUUCUCGUGAUUACAAUAUCCAUUCUCCUCCGGAACGUGAUGUGCCAAGACCAACCGUUCACGAUAGAACUCGUAAACACCCGGAAAACAAUCAAUCGUGUUACUGGAAUAAUGGACCCGAUAGUUGCACCCCUCUUCUGGAUAGAUUGAGACUGGAGAGUGAAGUAAUGCCUUCUAACUGGUCACCUCAAGUAGAAUUGGAAACACCCAGCGAAACGGGAAACGAGAGCGUGGACGGCAGUAACAGCAGCCAGGAAACAUUAAAAUGGCACGGUUCUUGCAGCGAUCUUAGUUGUUCCAAUAAAUCAUCCAUUUUUGAUAGUGGCCGAUCUACUCUUCCAGACAGAUUAUCUCCUCAGUCAUGCGAUAGCAGCACAUCACAGAUCGUUCACAGUUCACGAGUGGAGCCCGCUCAGAGGCACGAUUCCGAAAGUGUACUUUAUUACUUAUCACCCGUAAGAAGUAACAAAAACGACGACAGAAAGAACUUUUCCACUUCCUUCCCAGGAUUUUCUAGAAACGGAUGCGACUCUAAUUACUAUUCCACUCCAGAUAACAUCAGCAAACUAAAAGUUUCCGAGCGAUCUUGCGACAUCAAUAGAUUGAAACACGAAAAUGAAUGCGAAACGAAGCAUCAGAAGUAUCAAUAUUUGGAUCCGGAAAAGAGACAUCGCAUAUCCGAUCCGGAAUUAAAAGCCAUUCAGAAACAAGCAGUUUUGUCUUUCUAUCACAGACAAACAGCUGCACAAACAAACACAUCGAACGGAGGAGACAUGCCCGUUCCCCACGAAUCUCCUCCAAUUUCACCAGGAAGAAUGAAAUGGAAUCAGUGGGGAGAUAAUAAACUGGAUAAAGUACCCGAACAUGCAGUUUUGGCCACGGAUCCACUCUCGAGAACAACCAUUAGAGGUAAUAAGACUCCAGAAGAAUUCAGAAAUUUGGAGAAUCAAUUAAGUUUAUCCGUUCCAAACUUGAACGAAGUAGCUCUUCCUCAUCAUCAAAUAUCUAGUCAACAAACUACGGGGAUUAGAAGUCAAUCUUUUAUGGAUGAACCUAUCGUAAGUAAUUUUUUACUCGUUUUAUUCGUUUUUUUUUUUGUUGAAUGUGUAUAGCCAUAUCUACUUCAUAAUAUAUAAUAUAUAUAGAUGAGAUUUCAUUUUAACAUUAUCAAUAUGGUUGUAAAAUAUCUAUCACUAGAGACUAUCGAUUUUAUUUGAUGUAUGUUAUUGUUUGAUUCAUUCCAAAUCCCACUAUUUUUAUAAAAGACUUGCCAUUUAUUUUCUCUUCUAUCGAUUUAUUAUAGUCCAGAGCAUUUACUAUAAACUAUUAUUUGUGAAGAAUGUAAGUUUAAAUUUUCACGCGAAAACAGGGGAAAUCGUGAAAGAAUACUUCAUUUUUUCUUCUAUUUUUUAUUGUAUUAUUCUAAAGAUCACGACUCUGGUAUUGUCUGUAAAUUUUAUAUACUGUGUUAAGAGAAAAUUUGUAUUGUUAAAUAUCAAUUAAAUCAACCUAAAUCUAACUCUUUAUAAGUCGAAAAAGAGAAGUGUAAUGUAUAAAAAACGAGGGGAGUAGUUUAUUUGGUAAGAUUAGUCAAAUCUUAUUUCACUAUCCAUUCAAAUAGAGUUAAAGGUUUGGUUAUUUCGAGUCAGAGAAUAUUUCGAGUGACAUGUUUACAACCAACCGUUCGACCAUUUUGUCUGCUUGCUACACAAAAAUUAUCGUCUGCAACCUGUUUCUCCAACAAUAAUAAAGAAAAAUGUCUUCCUCCGUCGUCUUACAGCUACUCUUUUCCGUUCUCGUACUAGACAUUUAUUGCCAUCUCUGCCCACUUCUUGUUUAUCCUCCUGCUCCGGCAUUAAUAUCUGUUAGUUUCCGUAACGUCAUAGCAACGCUCUGACACCAGUCGUAUUAAGAGAAGAGAUGGGUUGAUUGGGACUCUUGGCAGCUGACAAUCUUGCUUCCACGUCUUUAGCUUGUAAAGGAAUUCGAUGGUUCAAUAUUUUCUCAUAUAUUCGAAAUAGCUUUACCUAAGAAAAGCUCGUUGGCCCCGGGAUUAUAUUGAAUGAUAAUUGAUAAGUCGGGUUGUCAUUAUAACGGAUUGUUGCGGUAAUCGAUAAAAAGAGGGAGAUUUAACUCGAAUUGGAUGUUUUUGCACCUUUUCCCGCCAAAGGGAACGGUUUGUUGGCCAAUGGUAAUAAAAGAGGUUACACUCGUAACAGCUUUCUCCAACUCAUCUAACUUUGGCCGCCGUUUGCUCCGGGCUAUUCCUGCUUAAUUUCUCUAGUGUGCCUGGCUAAGCACACAUUCUGUUUUCGCCAACCACAAUAUCCCUUCGCUUCGAAAUUUGCUGGCUUUUAUCUCCCGACAUGUAACACUUUAAUUAAAACGAUCAUAAAUAAAGAUAAAUUAUUAAGAUUAUCUUUUGUAAGAGAAAAGUUUGGCGUAUCCUUCCUGUGAAACGGUACAGCAGAAAGUACUCUUCAUCCAAUUGAGAGCUUUCCGUCAGAUUCCGAAGUCAAUUGGGACUUAAGAAAGUGACAAGAAGACUGACUUCACCGCACGGCAGCUGUGCAUCUCGACCAGAAGCCAAAUUGCCAGGGGCCGAGAUCUGUCAGCCUGGUAUAGAGACUUGGAGUGAGAAGUAAUGAGCUGUCGUAGCGUUUGACGGUAAACUCUUCUGCUUCUAGAUUGUUAGAGCCUUCUUUUUUAUUGUCAUUUGUUUGCAGAAAUCACGUUAUAGUGCGGCGUCUGGCAAAACUGGAUUUCCGAAAUCGCCCGCUUUACAGUCUUUGCUAAGGUAUUAGUAAUGGCAGAUUCCUGUUUUAUAAAUCGACGAGGAUUUUGCUUGACAGAAUUCCAAAACGGAAUUUCUUUUUUCUUUCUUUCUUCUUCUUCUGUCAAUUAAGUUCGCAGCGGGCGUUGGUUUAUACGAAACAAUAUGUUUAUAGUUUUUUUUUCAAUUUUUGUCACAAUUGUCAAUUAAAGUCUUGUUUCUUUAAAAAACAGAAAAAGAUUUAUUGUAAAUCUAAAAGAAUUACUGUAUUUUAAUAGUAAAAACAUUUUGUAUAGUUAAAUAGCGAAUUAGAUAUUUAAUUAUUAACUAAGUAUUAAUCAUCAGUAAUAGCAGAUCAGGUGUUUAAAUGGUGCGGUUCACAGAUGACCUUUUGCAAGUCCUCUUGGCAAAAAAAAGUAAUAAUUUUCUAAUAUUUCAAACAAAAGUUCGAAAUAUUUGAAUAUGCAAGUCAUGUGUUUAUAUAUAAUAAACAAUUCACGGGAACAUAUAAAUAAUUUUUGCAUGAGGUGGCCUAAGAGACACACGUUACUGGUAUUAGUAACAGCCAUUGUGUAGUUCAGAUUUCAACGAGUGAUCUUCUAACUAAUUCAUUCGCCGAAUAUUUAUAUUUAAGGAUAAGUGGAGUGGAAAAU